GGAUUUCUUAUCUUCCUGCUUUCGUUCGUUGAGGGCAACGCUCCUUUAAGCCUCACUCCAGAUAUCCCUAUCAUGAUGUGUGGGGUAUAUUUGGCACUUCCAAGAUUGAGCCUCAAGAAAUGCCUAUAAAAUAGGAGCCGCGUAACUGGAUUCAUCAAAGGCCAAGACUUAUUUAUUAUUGCUCCGAGAAGCUUUUCCAAAACAACGAUCGUCAAUACCAUCGCCCGCCUCUCAUACCCCAUCACUCAAUUCUGAAAGUAUAGCACCUGCACACCCAAUGGCUACUCCAGCUCUUCAGCCCUACUCGUCCUUGGUGUUCAACACCCUCCCUUCCCUCCAUGAUGCCGACGCCGAAUUCAAAGAACGCAAUGCUGCCGCAAUCAUGAAAACUGCCCUCGCCGGCAUAUUCACUAAGUACAAAGUCGAAGGAUUCCUCGGCGUUCAGCUCCUCCACCGCCAUUUCCGCCUCGAAAACGACGAACGUCUCGUCGAUGCUGGUGGCGCAUCUGUACCUUGGUCCAACGAAGGAUCUGAGGCACUGGAUUCGCGCAUUCUCCCAGUGUCGUGGGCGUUUGAAGGCGAAGCCUACCACCCCUACGAGUUCAAAUUUGUCCCUCCCACUCAAGAGCUCCAUGAGCCCGUCGUUCCAGAGCCAUUCCUCGCCGAAUUCAACGAAGCACUCAAAGCUCAUGACUUGCAAGGCGUCCUUGGCAUUCGCUCCCUCAAGCCCGGUUUUGGCAAUAAGCCGGAGAUGGAGAUAACGAAUGGCCGAAGUAAUGUCACGUUCGACUACGAUUCUGACGCAGCGGAGGAUGAUAAUGCCAUUGAAGCCUCGUGGGCCUUUAGCGGCGAUGGUAUACUCACCACCGCCACUUUUUGCACCUCUUAUUGCUCGGGGAGAUCGGAUUAUGGCGGGCACAACAAGUACCACAGUACAUCCUCCUGCUAAGCGAGCGAUAAACCCCUCUAACAAUUUACGAGAACUAUCAGCAGGGCUUUCAUUCACCUCAUAUGCAGUGUUAUUUGGCAUAAUUUUGAAUAUUUUUUUUUUUUACAAAUUCCACAUGUCCAGGAUCGGUGCAGAAUGCAAAUCAGUUGCAUUUGGUGAUGGGUCACUCGACGAAAUUCGUAUCUGAUGCUUGUACGGCCCUUAGUAUUCUGUCACUUAUGUUGGAAAACCAAGUUUCCCUACUUCCGAUUCUUUCCCUCUAAUGACCAUUGUUUCUGUCUCGGCUUAUGUUUUGUAAUUUACAUUCCCUCAAUGCAAAAUUCAGCGCAUCCAAUUUGAAAUCCCGCGUAGUUUCCCGCAAUCCUACCGCUACCGUUCUCAUCUGGUAUUUUCGAUGAUCCUAAGUUGUGAGAUAUAGAAC
Hyaloscypha bicolor E is the source of this 1370-nucleotide messenger RNA. RefSeq lists its product as uncharacterized. The coding region runs from base 278 to 949 and encodes 223 amino acids. The transcript is spliced from 2 exons. NCBI's taxonomy places the organism in Eukaryota, Fungi, Ascomycota, Leotiomycetes, Helotiales, Hyaloscyphaceae. The record is from RefSeq and is a predicted model, not a curated record.